GUUUCUUUUCACGCGCGCCGAAUCAUGGCUGGCUGAAAGCACAACAAGAAGAGUGCACACUGUAUAUGCGGGGCAUUCUUCUCAACUUCUAUUAUCCUCUCUCAAGAAUCGUUAACAAUAAAGAAUCAUGAACGGGUCUUGGUCUGUAUCCGGCCGAGAUUAUAUCAGCUAUGUUAUAUUGCGAAUGUCUUGAUAGUGUGUCUCUAAGGCAUACACUACUGCAGAAUAUGCUGACUGAAUGCACGAUGCUUUGCGGGGACGAUGCAAACAUUAAUCUCGAGGACUGUUUCGACCUAAUAUCUUCCUUGUUCAUUCUUCUACAAUAUCUUUCGAUUGUACCAAGUUACGAGUUAUUCAUUCCAAGUCGGAUAGAGUCUUGGAAGGUCCUCAUCUUCUUCUACAUCUCUCGCGAGAGGUCCUAAAACUGUGACCCCAACUUAAAUGACAUCAACUCUAUUCUGUGAUAGAAACUAUCAAAUAGAAGAAUCAACCAAAUCAUACAACUCUCUUGACGAAUGGACUACCAUAUUCCAGUUUAUAUAAUCAUUCCAGUACAGGAUAAUCUUGAGC
Molecule: messenger RNA, 570 nt
Organism: Meira miltonrushii
Lineage: Eukaryota; Fungi; Basidiomycota; Exobasidiomycetes; Exobasidiales; Brachybasidiaceae
Exons: 1
Coding region: 246-422 (58 amino acids)
Source: RefSeq, a predicted model, not a curated record